Phytophthora sojae is the source of this 1125-nucleotide messenger RNA. RefSeq lists its product as hypothetical. The transcript is spliced from 2 exons. Lineage: Eukaryota; Oomycota; Peronosporomycetes; Peronosporales; Peronosporaceae. The record is from RefSeq and is a predicted model, not a curated record. The coding region runs from base 1 to 1125 and encodes 374 amino acids.
AUGUCUGCAUUCGUGGCCAGCUGCUAUGGCUUGUCGGUCCUCGUGCUGCUGGUGGCGGUAGCCAUCGUCGCAGCGGCGGACCUGACCCCAGAGGAGGUGCAGGCGUGGAUGGCCACGAACGAGGACUUCGACUGGCAGCAGCCGGAAGCGGCGGCCGUCGUGCGCAUCGACAGCAGAGGCACGCAGGACGCAGACGGGAACCUCUACUUCGCGGGCUCCAAGACGCUCGACAGUAGCGACGUCGACCAGCUCGACAUCUUCGUGGCUCAAGUCAAGGCGGACGACUCGCUUGGCUGGACCAGACAAUACCUGUACAUGGCCGGCUGCACGUGGGGGUACCCGCACGAAGGCGGCCACGCGCUCAACAGCUUCGGCCAAUACGGCGGCCACGACGUGGUGCUGGCCAAGAUCUCGCUCAGCGGCGACAAGCUCUGGAUGCGGCAGGUUGUUGCGUUGGCGGCUUCCAGUCGGUGGGUGAUGAUGGUCAGCGUUUGCUCAUGCGUCUUUGUGUUGUGUGUUGUGUUCCUCAUGUGUGUAUUGCUGUCAGUUCGGGACGACGGCCAACGACUUCGCGUACGGCGUGGCGCUGGACGGCAGCUUCACACGCUGCUGCUCUCGGGCGGGUGCGUGACCCACCAAGUGGACGAGAUCGUGGAGGUGGACGUAGCGCAGAUGCUCGAGACCAGGACGCACGCGGGCACAAUGUCGGACUACGAGGCGCAGAUCAUGGACCCGAACGCUCGCGCCAGCGUGGAGAACCAGCAGUAUGGUUUUUCUGUGAACCUCAACUUUGGAGGAGAUAUACUAGACUACGCGAUGGACGAUGGGGUGGCGCUCAGGCCGAGACGGCGGCGUAUCCGAGAAGGUGGACUGGUCGCGGAGUACGCCGAUUGUGGAUUCUGGGACAAGAACUUUGUAGCGCUCGCUCCUACCGUCUACGAUCAAUCUGCGUGGGGCUCACACAGUAUCCCCGCUCCGAACGUGAACGUUGCGAGCGCGGGGAACUCGCAGGUGGCGGUAACACCGGCUAUCUUGGCGUUUACAUCAACAAACUGGUCUCCACCUCAGCGCGUCGUGGUUCGUGCAGCAGGCGACGCUAUCGCAAAGCCGCAUACACGAACUUAA